Messenger RNA from Pieris macdunnoughi, 273 nucleotides. NCBI's taxonomy places the organism in Eukaryota, Metazoa, Arthropoda, Insecta, Lepidoptera, Pieridae. The record is from the annotation of a GenBank genome assembly.
AUGUCUCUACAAGAGCAAUUUGACAAAGCUGCUGAAGAUAUCAAGAAGCUGAAGGGACGCCCCAAUGAUGCCGACCUUUUGGAGAUCUAUGGUUACUUCAAGCAAGCCACAGUUGGAGACGCCAACCCUGCAGAUAAACCCGGUAUAUUCGACUUGAAAGGUAAAGCCAAGUUCGAGUCAUGGAGUUCCAAGAGCGGAAUGUCAAAAGAGGACGCCCAAAAGGCAUACGUCGCGAAAGCACAGAGCAUCAUUGACGCUAUUGGCCUGCAAUAA